GUGCCGCGUCCUCCACCCACUCAUCCACUGGGCCACCCGCAUUCUUCGGGAAGAGGAACAAUGGGGAUGAAUGGGCUGGAGGGAGAGAGUGGAAAGGAGAGAGGUCGGGUACGAGCAGCGGUACUGUACAGUACAUCGCUGUCCUUCCUUCCAAGAGACCAGAAACGGACUUCCAUCCAACCCCGACUCAUGAAUGCAUUGUGACCGACACACAGGCUACCAGCUCAAUCAGCUGUACCGAUCGCCGUCGGAGCUUGAUCUAUCAAGCUGGACAAUUGAUGUGUCCCAUCCACUGCAGCACUCGGUCCAGUCCGGACGCUUGGUCAACUGUCAAGCCCCAGCUGCACGUGAGGCUCACCGUCCGAUAGAUGACCCCAUCAUGGCAUGAGGAUCCGAAGAUCGUAAGUCUGUUCCU
This is a messenger RNA of Aspergillus homomorphus CBS 101889, 415 nucleotides long. RefSeq lists its product as uncharacterized. NCBI's taxonomy places the organism in Eukaryota, Fungi, Ascomycota, Eurotiomycetes, Eurotiales, Aspergillaceae. The record is from RefSeq and is a predicted model, not a curated record. The transcript has a single exon. Bases 194 to 388 code for a protein of 64 amino acids.